GCCACCUUGCAAACACCACUGAGGUUCUUGGGAAGAAGAUCUCAAGGUGAUAUAGAAACAGAAAAAAUGUCAGAGCAUAGCAGGAAUUCAGAUCAAGAACUCCUUGAUGAGGAACUUGAUGAAGAUGAGCUCUUGGCCAAUUUGUCUCCCGAAGAGCUGAAGGAACUGCAAUCAGAAAUGGAAGUCAUGGCUCCCGACCCUCGCCUCCCUGUAGGCAUGAUCCAGAAAGAUCAGACGGACAAGCCACCAACAGGAAAUUUCGACCAUAAAUCUCUUGUUGAUUAUAUGUAUUGGCAAAAGGCAUCCAGACGCAUGUUGGAAGAUGAACGUGUUCCUGUCACCUUCAUGCAGUCUGAGGACAACACUCAAGAACAGCAUGAAGUAAGAGACAGAGGUAAUAAAAAUGUGUCCCACUUCUUAAGAGAAAAGCUCAAUAGUGAAAUAGCUGCAAUUACAAAGGAAUCAAAGAGCAGCAACAAUGACCAGGAAAUAGAUGGUGAUGAUGACAGUGAGGCUGAGGAAGAGGAAGAUGGUGAGGAUGAAGGAGAGGAUGAUGGUGAAGAGAGCAACAACAAAGCGACAAGAGAAGAGGAGACGAAAGCCAGGGAACAAAUCAGAAAUUGUGAGAGCAGUUGUCAACAGGUAACUGCUAAGACCUUCACAGCACAGGCACAUCAGCCAGAGGCCCAAGAGAAAAGUGAGAAAAAAAUAUCCAAGUUAGAUCCUAAGAAGUUAGCGCUAGACACCAGCUUUCUGAAGGUAAGCGCAAGGCCUUCGGGGAACCAAACGGAUCUGGAUGGGAGCUUGAGGAGAGUGAGACAAAAUGACCCUGACAUGAAGGAACUCAACCUGAACAACAUCGAAAACAUCCCCAGAGAGAUGCUACUGGACUUUGUCAAUGCCAUGAAGAAGAACAAACACAUAAAGACUUUCAGUUUGGCCAAUGUGGGUGCCGAUGAGAGCGUAGCAUAUGCCUUGGCUAACAUGCUGCGUGAGAACAGGAGCAUCACCACGCUCAACAUUGAGUCCAACUUCAUCACAGGAAAAGGCAUCGUGGCCAUCAUGAGGUGUCUCCAGUUCAAUGAGACGCUCACUGAACUCCGCUUCCACAAUCAGAGGCACAUGCUUGGCCACCAUGCUGAAAUGGAAAUAUCCCGGCUUCUGAAGGCCAACAGUACUCUCCUGAAGAUGGGCUACCAUUUUGAGCUUCCAGGUCCUAGAAUGGUGGUAACUAAUCUGCUCACCAGGAAUCAGGAUAAACAAAGGCAGAAAAGACAAGAAGAGCAGAAGCAACAGCAGCUCAAAGAGCAGAGAAAGCUAAUAGCCAUGUUGGAGAAUGGCUUGGGGCUGCCCCCAGGGAUGUGGGAGAUGUUGGGAGGACCUAUGCUGGACUCCAGAAUGCAGGAGUUCCUUCAGCCGCCUCCUCAGCCUCCCAACACCCAACCAGCUCCCUUUAGUCGAAGAAAUGAGAUGAUGACAAAGCCAUCGCAGCUUCCCCAGUGCAAGACAGACCCUGACUCCUUCCGAGUGGUAAAGCUGAAGAGGAUCCAGCGCAAGUCCUGCAUGCCAGAAGCCAGAGAAGCACCAGAGAAAACCAAUCUCAAAGAUGUGAUCAAAACCCUGAAGCCUGUGCCGAGGAACAGGCCACCCCCACUGGUGGAAAUCACUCCUAGAGAUCAGCUCUUAAAUGACAUUCGUCAGAGCAACAUCGCUUAUCUGAAACCUGUGCAGUUGCCAAAAGAACUGGCAUAAGGCGCUGCAGAAUCAAGAGCAAGAGGAGAAGCAGAAGCUGACACAGUGACUCGGGCUGAGCGGGAAGAGGAUGGUGGCAGCGGCCCUUCUGCAUACAGGAGGUGGAACAGGGACUGUGCUUCCAUCCGAGAGGGGCAUCAGUGGAAGGCACACAGCUUGGGCCACACAAAACACGGGCAGAGGAAGGGAGAAGGAGACAAAAAUCCUAACAAUCAUGGGCAAUGUUUUCCACUUGCAAUCAGUGCAACUUAGGCGCAAUUUAGAGUAAUGCUUUCAGGAGCAGGAGCAAAGAAUGUUUUUAUAAACAUUUGCUUUACUGCUGCUUUCUUCUGGUAAAUAAGACAGAAGUGUUGCCCAUUGGUCCUGGUGCCAUUUUUACCCUUUCCACCUCCUCUGCUGACCUCACUGCACAGAAUCCCAAAGGGAAUGAACGGAGCAUGUUUCAACCUAUGGAAACAUGAAGAGUGAAUUAAACUCCCAGGUCUUAUGCAGCUCUGAAAUGAAAGGAUCGCAUAUUAGCUUAUCGCUGGAGAAUCCCGAGCUUCCAUUUCCAGCCCUGCCUGGUUCUCCCUCUGUGACUCUCCUGAAGUUUGGGUGUGUUCUUCUGAUAGGGGUACCGUGAGAAACAGAGCACUAAACUCACAGGAUGUGAAGAAAACAAAGUGCCCGCAGAAAAAGUAAAGAGAGCAAAGCAAACCCUACAAGUAGGAGCUAUGACCCAAAACACAUGCUAAAUUAUUAAAUUUAAAAAAUUGUUUAAGUGUCUGGCCUGAUGGUGCAUAGGUAUAAUCCCAGCACUGAGGAAGCUGCAGCAGGAAGAUCCCUGUGAGCUCCAGGCCAACCAGGGCUACAUGGUAGG
Molecule: messenger RNA, 2611 nt
Organism: Octodon degus (degu)
Lineage: Eukaryota; Metazoa; Chordata; Mammalia; Rodentia; Octodontidae
Gene: Lmod3
Product: leiomodin 3
Exons: 4
Coding region: 67-1752 (561 amino acids)
Biological process (GO): muscle contraction; pointed-end actin filament capping; myofibril assembly
Cellular component (GO): striated muscle thin filament; myofibril
Molecular function (GO): tropomyosin binding; actin binding
Source: RefSeq, a predicted model, not a curated record